This is a messenger RNA of Artibeus jamaicensis (Jamaican fruit-eating bat), 1986 nucleotides long. RefSeq names its product natural killer cells antigen CD94-like. The record is from RefSeq and is a predicted model, not a curated record. Bases 234 to 794 code for a protein of 186 amino acids. The transcript is spliced from 7 exons. Gene Ontology annotation, biological process: stimulatory C-type lectin receptor signaling pathway; positive regulation of natural killer cell mediated cytotoxicity. NCBI's taxonomy places the organism in Eukaryota, Metazoa, Chordata, Mammalia, Chiroptera, Phyllostomidae.
CUUGUGGUUUUUGUUGAAAAAAAUUAAAUUAAUGUCUGUUAUGUAAGCUCAUAAAACAGACUUUAGUGCCUGUUCAUCCCUUCUCACUCUAUCUCCGGGCUGCUUUGCCACGAGAUCUUACAUAUAAAUAUUAUAUACACUUUCUGAGACAGAGCUGAAAAAAAAGAUCUGGAUAAUUUUACUACAGAAUAAGGCAUACCACAUAAAAUUUUUAGUAGUGGGUAAUGUUCUGAAUGGAAUGUUUUCAUUUCCAAUGGCAAGCUCCUCAGACCACUCCAUGGAGGCUGAUUUCUGGGAUCAUAGGAGUAAUGUGCCUUGGGCUGACGGCUACUUUGGGAAUUUUGUUGAACAAUGCAUUUACUAAAGGGAAUGUCCAGCCAAUACCAUCUCCAGAACCCACCACUGAACCUCUGGGAGGCUGUGGCUGUUAUUCUUGCCAAGAAAAGUGGAUUGGAUUCCAAUGCAACUGUUACUUCAUUUCCAAUGAAAGAAAAACUUGGGCAGAAAGUAGGGAUAUCUGUGCUUCUCAGAAUUCCAGUCUACUUCACCUGAAAAACAGAACUGAACUGAGUUUUUUAAAGUUCAGUAAAACGUUUUACUGGAUUGGACUCUCUUACAGUGAAGAACGCCGUGUCUGGUUGUGGGAAGACGGCUCUACCCUCUCCCCAGAUACAUUUUCACCAUUUUCCAUUGUGAACACAAAGAAGUGCAUAAUGCUGGGCACACAGAACAAUGUUUUGGAUGAAUCCUGUGAGGAACGAAAUCCUUACAUCUGUAAACAGCAGCUUCUUUAGCUGUUGCUCAGGGCAGAACUAUGGGCCGUGAAGGUCCAGUAUUACUAAGAACGGCCUUGGUUUGCAACACUAAAUUGGGACUUCCCAUCAUCAUCUCACUUUUCUGGAAGUGAGUUCUUUCUGGAUGUAUCUGCGCUGGAAUGUGGAGCUGGAAGUGCCACCUGACACCUUCCUCAUGCGCAUCCUCCAGCCUCAGAGGGAAACACGUUUGUGCAUCUUUUCCUGAUGCUCCUCAGUUCCGUGGGACAGUUUUAAAUCUUUGGUCAGAUACGGGGUUCUUGUGUGAUCGCUUUCAGAGUUUACAAGUGUAAAGGGACUCCAAGCCCUGAUCACAUACAUUUACUAUACCUAGUUCUUUAUUCUAUUUUUUUGGCCUUAUGUUUAUCAACCAGUAGAAGAGUCACAUGUGCAUUGAAGAUCUUAAUAUCUAAUCAAUUCCAAGAACCUUUUCCUAAAACUUAAGUGUAAAACAAACAAUUCUUUGUGUGUGUGUGUGGAAGGGGAGGCAUCACGUUUUACAGAGGGCUUUCUGAGCAUGUUUUAAAAGGGCUGGGGGCACAGUCGGGUCCAACUCCUCCGACCUGAGUGGAAUUUUUACAGUCUCACAGGUUUCAAAAGCCACUUUCCUCUUAUUUGGUAAAUUGUUGUAUAGCUACCUUAAAAAUUACUAUUGACAUACCUAUUUAUUUACUAGUUUUAUAUUUCAGUUAAAUGAUAAAAAUUAAGAACUCAAGUUGUUUUUUAUUAUGUAAGGAGCCAGGAAGAGAAAAUGAGCUUUUACUUUUUAUUUCUCAAAGUAUAAAUAUAAUAGGACUACUGCGAACUGAACUCUCUACUUUCCUUUAUAAAGAUUGACUUAGGCCCUGGCUGGUGUAGCUCAGUGGAUUGAGUGCAGGCCUGCGACCCUGAGGAUCGCUGUUCGAUUCCCCGUGUCGGGGCACAUGCCUGGGUUGCAGGCCAGCUCCCAGCAAGGGACGCACGAGAAGCAACCACACAUUGAUAUUUCUCUCCCUCUCUCCUUCCCUUCCCCUCUAAAGAUAAAUAAAGUCUUUAAAAAAAUUGACUUAGGAAAAUGCACUUAUAUUAUGAAAAAAAGAUUAUAACAUCUUUCAACUACUGAACUAAGAUCACACAUAUUAUAACUCCUGGAUAUUUUAUAUGUUUUGGUUUUGUCGCCCAUGUGAUUUCAAAA